AUGGACAUUACGUCGCUGGUGGAUACACUAGCAGACCUCUUUCCAUACAAGGCGAGAAGUGAGCUUCUCGAACGAGCAGCAAGCUGCGACAGAAUUGAGCUCGUCAUUGAGGACUUGAUUCAAGAACAAGCAUGUACAAAUGACAAUGGACCCUCAGGACUUUUACAACUACAGCAAGUAUUUCCUGAUGCUAGCCGAGAGAGGUUAGAGCGGUUACUAAAGGAAAAUGACAGUGACGUGGAAAAGACAGUGGAAGCAAUGAUGACCCAGGAUGCUUCAAUAGAGGAGUUGAAGAUGGUAACUAGUCUUCUGGAGGAUGUCAUUGAGCCUUAUUUACAGAAACAUUCUUGCCGGAUGCUGGCAUUGGCAGAUUUGUUGUGCAAUCAUAGGCGAAAGAAAAAGGUGAAGGGUUCCCGUAUCCAAGAUUCCCGCAAUGCCUCUUCACGAUUCGUCAUUAAAGAACUGGGAUAUGUCUUCAAUGGUGAUAGCCCUGAGACAGAGGAACUACGACGCGAGGUUGAAAACAACCCGCCGCUACAACAAGUUAACUUUGCUUUCCUACUCAAAUGUCUUGUCUUUUUUGAAGGUGAGGUUGAUAGAGUGCUUCGAGUAGCGUACUUGUUUGUCGACCAUGGAGUUACUGAUCUCACGUUCAACGAGAGCUUAGGGCUUCAUGUGGCAUUCGAACUGGACUAUAAGGCAUCAGAUGUGCUACGAGAAGCAAAAGCGUGUCCCCCCAAAACAUGGAAGUUUACGCCGGCCGUAACCAUGUCACCUAAUCAAGUCCAACGUCCCGUUGGCAAGCCCCAGACACCUGUCCUUCCCGUAUCUUCCUCUAAGGUCGACCUACACGGCUUACAUGUCGGCGAAGCUGUACAGGCAGCGGAGCUGAGAGUGUUCCAGUGGUGGAAUGAAGAGGUUGAUGCAAGGCAAUCACACGGAAUAUUGUCAAAGUUCGGAUCCAAAGCUCUGUUUGUUGAUCCUCUCGACGUUAUUGUUGGUCGAGGACUACACUCUGCUGGUGGCCCCAAACUUGGCAAGGCUGUCAAGAAGAUGCUUGACAGUAAUCGAUUCAUUUAUAGAGAGGAAGUUGGGCGCGUUGUGGUUACUGGUAGACAUCAUUAA
Messenger RNA from Candidozyma haemuli, 1125 nucleotides. RefSeq lists its product as uncharacterized. Lineage: Eukaryota; Fungi; Ascomycota; Pichiomycetes; Serinales; Metschnikowiaceae. The record is from RefSeq and is a predicted model, not a curated record. The coding region runs from base 1 to 1125 and encodes 374 amino acids. The transcript has a single exon. Gene Ontology annotation, molecular function: ubiquitin binding.